Fraxinus pennsylvanica is the source of this 519-nucleotide messenger RNA. The record is from the annotation of a GenBank genome assembly. Lineage: Eukaryota; Viridiplantae; Streptophyta; Magnoliopsida; Lamiales; Oleaceae.
AUGCGCUUGAGUGGCCAUCUCUCACCGUCCAAUGGCUUCCAUCGCCCCCCAUCUGAUAAUGGUCCUCUCGCUGUACACAAAUUGAUACUGGGGACCCAUACCUCUGAUGAAUUUCCGAAUUUUCUCAUGGUUGCCCACGUCCCCCGCCAUGCCAUUGAAAUGGAACCCGAUAAUUCCAACAUUCCUAAGAUGCUUCAAUGGAGCAGUACAUAUUUAUCCAACAUAGCUGGAGUAAUAGUUUUUGUGGUUUCAUUGGGGAUGUGGGCAACAAGUUUUGAUCGAAUCAGGAGAAAGUUUUUUGUUGAUGCAGAUGCUUCAAGUGAGCAGUACCUAUUUAUCCAACAUAGCUGGAGUAAUAGCUGUUGUGGUUUCAUUGGGGAUGUGGGCAACAAGUUCAUGGUUGAGCUGGGGCAAAGCUCUUCGAGACGAGCCACUGGAACACCAAUAAAGAAGUUAUUGGCAGAAGAAAUGUCAAAAGAAACUGAUGUUAAAAGACGCUCGUCAAGUGUUAUUGCCUGA